Caenorhabditis briggsae is the source of this 399-nucleotide messenger RNA. The record is from RefSeq and is a predicted model, not a curated record. NCBI's taxonomy places the organism in Eukaryota, Metazoa, Nematoda, Chromadorea, Rhabditida, Rhabditidae. The transcript has a single exon. Gene Ontology annotation, biological process: regulation of DNA-templated transcription. The annotation marks the transcript as partial.
AUGAAAAGUUCUCCUCAUCGUCCUUCCAUUGAACUCUUGUUCAAGAGAGGCCUCGGAAGUGCUGAGAUCGCUCGACGCCUUCAAAUUUCGUCUUCGACGGUUCGAAACGUUGUCGCUGCUAUCAAAAAGCGAGGAGAUGCUUCUGAAGUAAAAAAAAGCGGACGUUCUGUCAACACCCGGAAUACUCGUGCAAUCAUCAAGAAACGGAUCAUUCGAAAUGAUGGAUUGAGUCUCAAUAGGAUGGCGUCACAGCUUGGAAUUGCCCGAUCCACUGUCCAAUCGAUUGUCAAGAACGACUUGAAGCUUAAAAGUUACAAACUACGUCGUGGACAGUACCUCUCGGACAAAUCGAAAGCGAUGCGACUCGAAAAAUGCCGAAAAUUACUCCAGCACUUUCAA